GUUUAAUAUUUUAUGUAGGCCCUUCAUUCCUUGAAUCUAUAGCAAAAUGAUGAACCAUUGUUAUGAGGAGGAGAAUCAAAAUUCUUUGUAUAUGGAGCAAAAGCAUAGUGAGAAAGGUGUUAUUAUGAGCAAACUCAUUGCGGAGCUAGUAGAGAACAUUGAUUCCAUGAAAAGAAGUAUGUUGGAAAUGCAAAACAAAUAUGAUGUAUCGUUGAACAUAACCAAGAAGUUGAUGGGCGACAGAGAUACAAUGCACGAGGAAUGUCACACAGAAUUACAACAGUUGAAGGUCAUGAACUAUAAUCUAAGUCAAGAAAUGGAAUGUAUAAAGAAAGAGCAUGAGAAGAUCAGCAAGGAACUGAAGGAGAAUAAGGCCCUAAGUGAUCUGCAGCAAAAGAAUUUUACGGAGGCAAUUCAAAAGAAUGUAAUGGAAAUUAGCUCUCUUCAAUUCGCUGCUCUGAAGCAACAAAAUGACUAUGAAAAUGUAUUGAAACAAGCUGAAGAACUAAAGGAGAAAAAUGAACAGCUGAAUGCUAAAAUCAUUCAGCUUGAAGAGCUAGAACAUCAAGAAGAAAGUGACGAUGAAGACGAUUAUAGUAGUGAUGAAUGACAAGAAUGCAACGGAUCGAAAAUAUCUUCAAACAGCUAUCUGGGCCAACUGAAAGUUUAUAAAAAAUAUGAAGAAUUAGACUUUAGAUUAUUUGUGUUGCAUGUUCGGUAAAUCUGUGUUGUGACCUUGCAUAGCUAAAUGAUCAACACAUCUUGUAGCUUGGCUAUUAAUUAUGAUUUAUGAUGGUCUAAUUCCAAUCUAUUAAAGU
Messenger RNA from Cajanus cajan (pigeon pea), 818 nucleotides. NCBI's taxonomy places the organism in Eukaryota, Viridiplantae, Streptophyta, Magnoliopsida, Fabales, Fabaceae. The record is from RefSeq and is a predicted model, not a curated record.